Plasmodium relictum is the source of this 651-nucleotide messenger RNA. RefSeq names its product vacuolar-sorting protein SNF7, putative. Gene Ontology annotation, biological process: vesicle budding from membrane; late endosome to vacuole transport via multivesicular body sorting pathway. The transcript is spliced from 3 exons. Gene Ontology annotation, cellular component: multivesicular body. NCBI's taxonomy places the organism in Eukaryota, Apicomplexa, Aconoidasida, Haemosporida, Plasmodiidae. The record is from RefSeq and is a predicted model, not a curated record. The coding region runs from base 1 to 651 and encodes 216 amino acids.
AUGAGAUUUUUUAAGUCCAAAAAAGGUCCAACAUUAGAUGAAGCUUAUGGUAACUUAGAAAAAAAUGUAAAAAGCAUUGAUGAAAAUAUUGAGAAAUAUAACAAAGAACUACAAAUAAUUAAACAAAAAAUUGAAGAGGAGAAGAAAAAAAACCCUGUUAAUAAAUAUACAAUUAAUAAUUUAAGAAAUAAAGCUGCAAAUUUAAUAAAAAAGAAAAAAGUAUAUGAAAAUAAUAAAGAAAACACACUCGGAAUUCAAUUUAAUAUAGAUCAAAUAAAAUUCGCAAAUGACAAUGUUCAAAUGUCGAUUGAUACAUGUAAAGCUUUAAAAAAUACUAGCAAAGUAUUAAAAAAAAAUAUAAAAAAAGUUAAUAUUAGUAAAAUAGAAAAAUUACAAGAUGAUAUUUAUGAUUAUAUGGAAGAAGCAAAAGAAAUUGGAGAAAUUUUAUCUUCAUCCUACGAGAUACCAUUAGAUUUGGAUGAAAAUGAAAUUGAUGCUGAACUUUCUUUAAUAGAAGACAGUAUAUUAGAUGAAAAUUUAGAAGGUGAAAAUAUAACUAAUUAUUUAGAAAAAGAAAAAACUGAGUUAGAUGAAGCUUCUGUUACUGAACAAAAUGAUUCAACUAUUAAAAAUGAAGAAAAACUUAGCUAG